AUGCUCGGCAUAGGAAAUGCAAAAAUCCUCAACCAAGAUACGCACAAUGACCUCCUGACUGAGACUAAGAUGACCUCGUAUCAAUACACGAUUGCGCUUAUGGUGUUCCUCAUUGCUUAUGCGCUGUUCGAAGUCCCUUCAAACUACUUUUUGAAGAAGCUUAGGCCGAGUAGGUGGAUUGCGUUUCUGAUGCUGUCAUGGGGCGCGUGCACAAUGGGCUUGGGAGGAACCCAUAACUUCGCUCAGGUCACCGGCCUGCGUUUCCUGCUAGGAGUAAUGGAAGCGGGACUCUUCCCUGGCCUGGUCUACUACCUGACCUUCUGGUAUCGACACUCCGAGCGCUCCAUGCGCGUGGCCUUGAUCCUCGCAUCCGCUACCUUAGCCGGCGCCUUUGGCGGUGCAGUCGCAUACGGCGUGGGCCACAUGAAUCAGGCCCAUGGACUGUCAGCAUGGCGAUGGCUAUUCAUCAUCGAGGGAGCGCCCUCGUGCGCUUCAGCCGUUCUAGUCUGGUUCUUCCUUCCCGAUUACCCCGAAUCAGCUCAUUGGCUCACACAAGAAGAGCGAGACCUCGCCGCUCAACGACUGCGAACCGAAGGCUCCAAGGGAGAAGCCAAAGCGAUGACUUGGGAGGAUGCCAAAGCCGUGUUAACAGAUUGGCGUCUCUACGCACACUAUGCCGUCUACUUCGGCAUAUCCGCCCCGUUUUCCAGUCUUUCUCUCUUUACGCCCACAAUCACCAGCGGUCUCGGGUAUACCAACCUACGCGCACAGCUCAUGACAGUGCCCCCAUGGGCCGUAGCCUAUGUCGUGACAACCGCCGCAGCCUGGUCCGCAGAUCAUUUCAACAGCCGUGGCCUCCAUUCCGCCCUCUUCUCCUUCAUCGGCGCCAUGGGCUUCCUAGCAUCCGCAGUCCUCCCAGCAGACGCUUACUUACACCGCUACGGCUGCCUCAUCGUCGCUACCAGCGGCGCCUUCGCCUGCAUUCCCCCGCUCCUGGGCUGGCUCUCCUCCAACCUCCGCUCCACGGCAGGCACCGGACUAGCAAUAGCCCUGAACGUGUCCUUCGGCGCCCCGGGCCAAAUUGUUGGCGUGUGGAUUUACAAAGCCAACGAAGCGAAGAGGGGUUACCCGACAGGCCACUGGACCAAUGCUGGGUUACUCCUGUUUGUUUGUGCGGGGUGCAUCAUGCUCCGAUGCUAUUACGGGUGGUUGAACCGUAGAGACAGAGCAAGCGGAAGAAGACUUGCUUAUUGA
Molecule: messenger RNA, 1254 nt
Organism: Aspergillus viridinutans
Lineage: Eukaryota; Fungi; Ascomycota; Eurotiomycetes; Eurotiales; Aspergillaceae
Product: putative MFS transporter
Exons: 7
Coding region: 1-1254 (417 amino acids)
Biological process (GO): transmembrane transport
Cellular component (GO): membrane
Molecular function (GO): transmembrane transporter activity
Source: RefSeq, a predicted model, not a curated record